Plasmodium inui San Antonio 1 is the source of this 1197-nucleotide messenger RNA. RefSeq lists its product as hypothetical. The transcript has 13 exons. NCBI's taxonomy places the organism in Eukaryota, Apicomplexa, Aconoidasida, Haemosporida, Plasmodiidae. Bases 1 to 1197 code for a protein of 398 amino acids. The record is from RefSeq and is a predicted model, not a curated record.
AUGUACGUUCUUUUUAAUGAUCAACCGAAGAAGGGGGAAGGAGGAGGAAGACGACGACGAGAAGGAGAAGAAGAAGAAAUUUCCAACCAAGAAGGAAUGCACAAUAGGCAAAGGAAUUCCUCAUCGGAAAAUGAAAAUACACUAUCCUCCAAAUAUUUCAGGAAAGAAAAUAGGCGAUUCAAGCACAAUAUGAACAUCCUAGAUAAACGUAAGCCCCCGUUGGUGGGGGUAGGGAACGCACCUGAACAGAAGAUUGACCUACCAAGUGAAAGGCAGAACGAACUGGACAUUUUAAAAGAAAAGAAAAAUAUCGAACCAACGGGUAUCAUCAUAGCGUGCUGUAUAGGAACCGAUUUCCGUUUUUCAACAUUCAUUAAAGACUUUAAAACGCACAACAUAAACGACGGAUUUAUCAAAAUAAAGAAGGUGUACAGUGAAGUCAUCUUUUGUUCCGCCUUUUCGCAAAAGAAGACUUUUUUUCUUUUUCGCUUUGGGUGUAUCGUGCUGUGGGAUUUCAGCAUAAAGGAGAAGGAGAUCCUAUUUAUCAACCUGAAGGAUUACCUCAGUGAGGCGUACACCGAAAACGACAAUGAGCUGGACAGCAUGUUCUACAUUAUGAACAAAGCAGAUGAUUCGAAUGAUAACCAAAGUGCCAAGAACGUCGAGAGGUGUUCCUUCAAAAUAAAGAAUGACAUUAUUUAUAUUUACACUAACGACAUAUUUGAGAAGUUAAGUUAUUCGUAUGCCUUCUCUCAGAGCGUAAAACUGUCCUACUUCGAAAAGGUGGUAGACGAUACCAUCGAUAAGACAAAGAGCAUCCCAGAAUGUCUAGCGAGAACCGGAAAGAUUCAACUAAAGAAGAAUGACAUAAGCAAGAAAAUCGGCGAACUGUUUGUUAACAGAUUUUAUAUUAAUAUGAACACGGAUAUGUUGGACACCCCAGAAAUAUUUUGGGACCACGACGACUUUACCGAAACGUACGAGCACUUUAGAAAAUAUCUGGAUAUCUCCAAAAGGGUCGAAAUUUUGAAUCAUAGGUUAGAUAUAAUUAAAGACCUGUACGAUAUGCUGCAAAACGAGUUAACCAUUCAGCACGGAUACAAACUCGAAUGGAUUGUGAUAUAUCUCAUAUGCAUAGAAGUCAUCAUAGACAUUGUCUGGACAAUCAUCAUCAAGGGUGUUUUCAAGUGGGGCUGA